Molecule: messenger RNA, 659 nt
Organism: Rubroshorea leprosula
Lineage: Eukaryota; Viridiplantae; Streptophyta; Magnoliopsida; Malvales; Dipterocarpaceae
Source: the annotation of a GenBank genome assembly
GUUGCUCAGAAAAGACCGAGUCCUGUUUCUCGACGCAAACACAGAGACGCAAAAGAAAGAAAGAUGAGUCGAAGUAGAUCGCUGCGAUUCCUACUAUUAUUCGCUUCGAUUUCGCUACAUUUCAUCUCAGGUUUCUCUGAUGAUUCUGCAAGUUCAAAGAAUGAUACAAAAACCAAGCCUAAUGUGACUUCCAGUAGUAAUACUGGUCCCAAGGUAGUUAUCAUAUUACUUGGGAUUGUUGCAAUAGGGUUGUUUUCAGUUUUUCUCUUCAAGUUGUGGCAAAAAAAGAAACGAGAUGAACAAUAUGCCCGUCUUUUAAAGUUGUUUGAAGAAGAUGAUGAGCUCGAGGUCGAACUUGGCCUUCGGGACUGACACUACGUAUUAUCAACAUCAUUGUUCAGGCUAAAUCAGCAGUUUUCUGUUUGGACAUGUUUGCCCGAUGGACAGAAAUAGGAUGCUGGGAUGUGCCCUAUGGUGGGAUCUGAUUUUUUCCAACCUCGAGUUGGAGUAUCUUGUAAUGAUAUGUUCAAAUGAAAUUUCCAUAAAUUUGAAAGUUUUGCUUGCUAGAGUGGAGAAGUACACAAUUUUAUAGAUGUUUGAAGGUGUUUUCACGUGUGUAAAAUGUAAAGAUUGAGAUUUUGAUAUUCAUUUUCACCUAU